Messenger RNA from Zymoseptoria tritici IPO323, 1809 nucleotides. RefSeq lists its product as uncharacterized. Lineage: Eukaryota; Fungi; Ascomycota; Dothideomycetes; Mycosphaerellales; Mycosphaerellaceae. The record is from RefSeq and is a predicted model, not a curated record. The transcript is spliced from 2 exons. The annotation marks the transcript as partial.
ACGAACGGCCUGGAUCGGAGCCGCUCCGUACGAAACGGUGCACCAAUCUCAGCACGUGCUGCAGCGAGGAAGACACCCACGGCAGACGACGACGCGAAAGCGGAACUGCUCGCACGCAUGGAGGACUUGCAGGAGAAGAUGACUCAAGCCGAGUUGGCAUCUGUGGAGAAAGAUAAGCAGGCCGCCAAUCUACAGGCCAAGCUGGACUUAGCUUUGAAAGAGCAAGGCAUGCUGGAAGAAAGUGUGCAUGAACAGACUGAGCGGAUUGAGGAGCUGGAGAAUGACAAGAAGGAGAGUGUGCGAGCACGUCGCGAGCUGGAGCAGAUUUACGAGUCGGAGCGUGCGGCGAUACUCAGGGAGAAGGAGGAAGCGGCAACUCGAGAGGAGGAAAUGCAGAAGUCACUUCAGCGAAUGAAAGAGGCUUUGGCACAACGUGAGAUGCGCGCCGGACUGGACGAUGAACGACGGCCUAUGGCAUCACGAUCGACGAGCCAUGGGAAGGGCAGCGCACCGAGUUCACCGAGUAUCGAGCAAGCGGAGAGACAGUUCGCGCCGUCUUCCAUGCAGAGGAGUGACUCGGUCUCGCGCAGCAAUUCGAAAUUGGUGAUGCAAAAGGACAAGAUCAUUGAAUCAUUGCGACUCGAAUUGGCAGAAGCGCAAAUCAAGUUGGUGGAGAUGGAGAACAUGGGUGGUGGUCGCCUGCAAGAACUGCAAAACAAAGUCUACGAGACGAAGAUGCAAAAUGCUCGUUUAAUGGAGGAGAACGAGUCGUUCCAGCUCCUUCUCAGCGAAAAGACACUCAACGGCGAUUUCCUCCGACCAGGCGCAUUUGACUCUCGGCCACCGUCUCGCAGCCCGGCCGAUGGAGAGAAUGCCGGCACCAGCCUCGCCGACGAACUUGGCUCCGAAGAAGGCGACAGCGAGACCAUCUCCGAGACCACGGCCCGCGAACGUCGCUUGCGAGCAGAAGUCAACGCCAUGAAAGACCAAAACAAGGCCCUGACGCUGUAUAUUAACAAUAUCAUCUCCCGCCUCCUCCAACACGAGCAAUUCGAGCAGAUUCUCGACAAGACUCCUGAUCUCAUGGCCGGUCCUGGCGCGAUCAGCCGGAAGUACGCCGAGGCCGAUACGGACAAGGAGCUGCCGCCUCCUCCACCAGAAGAGGACGAGCAACCCUCCCUACUUCAACGCGCAAGAAGCGUCAUCGCACCGAAGAGACCCCGGCCGACCUCCCAGCAAAUGAUGCCACCUCCCUCACUGACAUCUCGACCAUCGGAUGACGUCGCCAAACCAAACGAAGACCCAGAAACGGCGCCCUCCGUGCCCAUCGGCCGACGCAUGGCUUCAGGUGGUAACGGUGGCGGCGGCGGCGGCGGCGGAGGUCACCGUCGCGCAAACUCCGACUGGCCCGCCGCGAGCGUCGUGACCAACAUGUACCGGCCCGGCCCACAGUCAGUAGGACCACUGAGUCCAGGUCUGAGCUCGCCAACAAACCGGACGAAUUCGUUCUUCGCCCAACAUCGCACUCCUUCAGGAAACCAAAUUCCCACCCUGCUCGACGCCCCCGAGUCCGUCUCCACCCUAGUCUCGGGGAGUUCCAAUCCCAGCUCUCCACCACGCAGUACGACGUCCAGCGGCAAUGAUACGAGAGCCGCGGACAAGGACGGCAAGGGCAUGAGUGGAGCGGUGAUGAUGGGGAGUAAACCCCGGCCGUUGCGCUUGGUGCAGGAGGCCAAGGAUGAGGAUAAUGCAAAGAAGAAUGCGAAUCGGGCGAGUUGGUUUGGAUGGAUGAACAAGGGGAGUCCUGGG